Micromonas commoda is the source of this 2640-nucleotide messenger RNA. RefSeq lists its product with no specific name. NCBI's taxonomy places the organism in Eukaryota, Viridiplantae, Chlorophyta, Mamiellophyceae, Mamiellales, Mamiellaceae. Gene Ontology annotation, molecular function: protein binding. The coding region runs from base 1 to 2640 and encodes 879 amino acids. The transcript has a single exon. The record is from RefSeq and is a predicted model, not a curated record.
AUGGACGGCGCGUACGAGAGCGCCAGGGCGAGGCUCAAGGCGCAGUCGAAGCGCGAGCCGGGCGCGGAUCCGGGCGCGACUCGUUUUGGAGCGACUCGUUCGCGAUCUCUUCUCUCCGGGGGGACGAAACCGAAGGCGUCGUCGGACGGCCGGGAAAGGGCAACGACGGUCGAGGUCGUCCAGGGUGCGGACGAUAAUAUCGUGGACGCGCAAGGGCGGAUGACGCGCGCGCUACUCCAUGACGCCACGGGAUGUCGCGACCUGUCCUCGGCGACCGUCGCUGACCUGCACAACGCGGACCUCACCGCGCUCGCGUCGGGCGAUCUCGACGCGUGCCCGAACCUGGUGUCGCUGGACCUCAGCUUCAACCAGCUCGUGGACAUCGACGGAGACGCGCUCGCGCCGCUGACCAAUCUACGCGCACUCAUCGUGUACAACAAUCGCGUCGCGUCCGUGAAAGCCGUCGCGCGGGUCGGGCAAUCGCUACAGACGCUCCAGUGUCAGAACAACGCCAUCACGUCCCUGGACGGCGUCGAACAUCUCCGAAGGCUCGCCGUCCUCAACGCCAGCGGCAACCCGCUCGGGGACUGCAAGUUGAUCGGACGAUGCACGACGCUGACGAGGUUGGACAUAUCCCGAUGCGGGCUCGAGAAGCUGGAGGGGUUCGCGACGCUUCACGCGCUCGAGGAGCUCAACGUCAGCGGCAACGCGCUGACGGAAAUAUCCGCCGUCGCCAAGUGCGCCAAGCUGCAAGAGCUCGACGUAUCGCACAACGCCUUGCCGCCGUCCGCGCUGAGGGACCUGAAGGCGUUGAAACGGCUGGACGUGUUGAACCUCGAGGGCAACGCCCUGGACCACCUGAACUCCAUGCCGAGGAUGGAGGAACUCACGGAACUCAACUGCGCUAAGAACCCGCUGCGGACGCUGCCCGACGACUUUCCCGCCAAGUGCCCCGAGCUUCAGAUACUCGACCUCGGCGAGUGCCAGCUGGCCGGGGACGUCGCCAGCGUGGUGAAGGCGCUGUGUGGACUGGACACGCUGACGGAGCUCAGGCUCAAGUUCAACCCCUGCGCGGGGGGGGGCUCGGGAGGGGGGCAUCGACCGGGGCGGACGCACCGUCGCUCGUCGGCGGCGGCGACCGCGGGGAGAUCGACGGCGCCGGCGGCGUCCAGGCCGCCGGCGCGGUCGGCUCCAACCGCCGCCGGCCGGCGCAUCAGGACCGCCGGGCCGGGGACGACGGGCGCGACGAUGAGCGCUCGUCCCCCGGCUCCGCCGCCGAGGGCGCCGGCUCGACCGCCGCCUCCACCCCAACCGGACGUUUCCGGCGACGUCUGGACCCCCGCGGCGGACCCGUGGCGCGGGCUCGACCGCGCCGCCGCGGCCGCCGCGACGCUGGGAUACCGCCGCGAGGUGAUCCGCGCGCUGCCGCGGUGCCUCUACCUGGACGACGUCGCCGUCGGUGACGCCGAGAGGGGCGGCGAAGAAGGGGGAGCCGGCCCGCGGACUCGGCCGGACGUACCGGAUGUAACGGACGUAACGGCCGGAGACGACGGGGACGAACGGGACGAGAACGACGUUGACGCUCUUCUCAAGAGGCGGCCUCAGUCCGCGCGCCGUCCCAAGGCGGCGGACAUGUCCGCAAAGGCGGCGACGGCGGACGGGCACUACGAAGACGUCGCGGUGAAAUUUAUCAAGGAGAUGGAGGAUUAUAAGACCAAGAUGAGCGGUUUGAUUGGCAAGAUACGGGACGGCCUGAAGGAGACCAGGCAGGAGGCUGUCGCCGCGUUGAGAAGCGACGGGACGCUCGAGGCCGAGUCGGACGCGGUGCCGUCGGGCAGGCUGCCCAGCGCCCCGAUCGUCGGAAGCGUACCGACGAAAAAGGUGGGCGUCCUCAACAAGGUCGACGAGGACAAGGUUGGUCGGGAAGCCGAGGCUGCCGACAGCGCGCUUCGACGCGGCGCCGAACCGCCCGCCGCCGCUGUCGUUCAAGCGUCGCCGUCGCCGGGGAAACGUCCGGCGUCGGCGCGGGCGAAGCUGGUGGAGGCGCAGGACGCCACGAGAGCCGUGCUGGAACAGUUCGAUAGACUGUUCUCCGACAAGUUGUUCUUGGACGACGUCGACGGCGUCGGUUCACCGGAGGGGGACGAAGGGAUCACGCGAACGCCCGAGGAUCGCCGCCGAUGGAUCGUGAGGCCGCCGUCCGCGCGGGGCGGGCGGCCGCGCUCGGCUCGCGGCGCGGGUGGAAUUGCCGAAAAGGUCGCCGCCGCCGUCGCCGCCGUGGACGCGCAACUAGCGGCGGAGGUACGCGAUCAAAAGCGCGCCGCGUCGGAGGAGGAGGGGACGCGCGCGACGGCGCUGGCCGGGACGAGUAAGGCGCGGCCGAGAUCGGGCGGCGGGAACGGCGGGGCGGGGCUGGGGGAUGAUAAAGAUGGGCGGCGGCUCAGACCCCCGAGUUUGGCGGGUGGCUCGACGGGGACGCUCGGCAAGGUUCUGGAGAGGACGAGGACGUCGUCCGCGGCGGUCGCCGCGUCGAGGCGUCCGCCGUCGUCGGGAAGGCUGUCGACAUCGGGAGCCGCUGGAGGGCGCGGAGUCCCUCGCGCGACGUUCAGGAAGCCUCCGGCGUCGGGAGAGCGGAGAUGA